AUGUUGCUGUCUGCCGUAUGUGAUUUUUUUUUUUUGUGUUACCUUUCUUUCUGGUGUGAAGUUCUAGAAGAAGUUAAUACCACACAGAAAUAUUUGCAAACAGUGGGACUCACUCUUGAAAAGUGCAUUGUGAAACUACAAGGUUUGAAAGCGUUUCUAGCAGAUCAGCACAGUGAAAUUGUGGAGAAGGCCAUUUGUUAUGCAACUAAGUGUAAAGAAAUGGACAUUUCAAUGGAAAGAAGAGGGAGAGUAAAGCUCCGUAAAACAAUGCCAGGAGGGAAGGCAAAGGACGCUGGUCUCACAUUGCCAGAGGAAAUGAAAAGGGCUAUGUUUGAGUGCCUUGAUCGUUUUCAUCACGAGUUGGACAUUUGUUCCCAGGCAAUUGAAAAAAUCUUUUUAAUGUUUGCUGUUAUUCAGCCAAACUCUCUAGUUGUGGCAACAGAGAAAGAUAUUCGUAAAUUAUACUCCAAAAUUGAUUGA
Messenger RNA from Pelobates cultripes (western spadefoot toad), 480 nucleotides. The record is from the annotation of a GenBank genome assembly. Lineage: Eukaryota; Metazoa; Chordata; Amphibia; Anura; Pelobatidae.